Molecule: messenger RNA, 576 nt
Organism: Suillus clintonianus
Lineage: Eukaryota; Fungi; Basidiomycota; Agaricomycetes; Boletales; Suillaceae
Exons: 3
Source: RefSeq, a predicted model, not a curated record
GGUUUGACAUUUUUAGAUUUAUUCGAUGCCAAUGAAUAUGCGGAGUACAGGAAGGAAAACCUUUUCUACCCUUUCACAGCCAAGGAAGAAUGGGAGGUUGGCAAUUUUCUUUUGCGUUCUUCCCUUAGCAUGGCUGUGAUCGACAAAUUUCUGAAGCUUCUGAUGAUCCAGAAAUUGCGCCUUUCAUUUAGCAACACUAGAGAAUUACGAAGCCGGGCGGAGAUGCUUCCUAAUGGACCCAACUGGAAAUGUCAGGUUGUCCCCUCCGUAUAUCCCACAAAACAUCCUAUCCGACUCUUUUGGAGAGAUCCUAUUGAGUGCUUGGAGAGUCUGUUUAGCAACCCCCUUUUUCACGACAAGCUUGAUUUCAUCCCUCGUCACGUGUACAAAACAGCAGCGCACCUUCUGCAGGUAUACUCAGAAUGGUUGACGGGCGAUGCUGCUUGGGAAAUGCAGACUCAAUUUCCAAGAGGUGCUACAGUUCUUGGCACUGUGCUUUCUUCCGAUAAGACCAACAUCACUACCAGGACGGGUGCCAGGAUUGCUCAUCUGCUUCUUCUGGGGCUUGCCAAUAUA